AUGUCGCUCCAACCGCUCCGCUGGGCAACUGGCUUGGUUGCCUCCUCCAAACCGACCAUCGGUGUGGUCAUCCAAGCACAGCCUAUUCAAGCUGAAUAUCCAGAAAAACCAUCCCUGGCCCGUUUGGACGCAGAGCUGCUGCUGCUGAUCACCGAGCAUCUUGGUGCGCUCUCUGGGCAAAGUUUGAAACAUCUUGCUUUGGUAUGCUCAUUGCUUUAUAAGGCGGCCCGCUAUGUUCAGUACCGGAGUCUGUCUUUCUUCAUAUCAGAAACCUUUCCUCUGGACCUCGGCCAGGGUAUGCUGCCAGACUACUGUCGUCUUCAGCGUCAUGUGAAACUCCUGCAAUCCAUCAUCGACAAUGGAUUUUUGCCCGCCGUCCGCGAAUUAAAUGUCUACGUUAGCUGGGACAUGCACGUGUAUAUCCCUGACAAGCUAAAGACGUCUCCGCUCUCGUAUAGCGUCGAUUCUGACAUGUCAGAGGGGCCAGAGCUGGCAUGCCUUGCUUGGCACCAGCUGAAAGAUGCUAUUCCUAAGAUGACUGGGUUGCGCUCUCUCUGCUGGGGUUGUAGCGCGAUGCCCGAUUUCCUGUUGGACUUCCUGCGCGACAAGAAACCACCUGUCCAGGUCAAGCUGUCGCUUAUGUCUUUGGGAAGAUAUGAUUUGUUAGCAAGCUCCAACGACAAAUAUGAGGAACAUAGAAUGUACAAACUGCUACAGCUUCUCCCUGACACGUUGAGGCGCAGCGAGCUAUUGAGCAAUAUCACUAGCCUAUGCAUUAAAUGUUCGGACCUUAACGCAGACGACAUUCGCUCACUUACACAGGGACCCAUUAAGCAGCUCCUGCUCGGAUGUUGUCGGCUGCGCGAGCUAUCCAUUGACAUCAAGAUCGCGCUGCCUUAUUAUUCAUCAGCAUUACGAAGGACGAAACGAUGGCCACGCAACUGGGCUCGCGAUCUCUACAGGCCAGAUAGCGGAUACUGUGGCUUCGGCUUCCAGCCUGGAGAAGUCUUUCAGCCCCUGGAAGCACUGAGCAUUGUGACUUAUGGAUGGGGGUACCUUCUUCCUGAUGGAAGCUAUGAGCGUAAUGCCUCUACGGAAGGACUAACUUCAGAGGCUCUCUACUGGAAAAGCUAUUUCAAUUGGUCGCUGCUACGCUCUCUCUCGUUCUACGAAAGCCAGAUUCGCCAUUUUGUCAGCUUUGCGCCCCACCUGACUGCUCUGAAUAAGCUAGAAAUUGUGAGCGUUUGGGACCACGAAGAGCUCGUUGUCAGAGAAUCCGUCAAGCAGAGCCUCAAAGAGUUCUUGGUGAGCCUGCCACCGUCGGUUAGACUGAAAGCGUUCAGCCUGGGAUGGUCUCCCCUCAGUGAUCCUGAGCUCAUGACACACCUCAAGCUCCAUGCAUGCACUCUAUGCUCUCUCACCAUUCUCAGAAUGCCUGCCCGCAGGAAGGAUGUGGUAGUCAGCCAGGCUGAGCUGGUCACUCUGCGCAACAGCUUCCCCAACUUGCAUACCUUAGCGUUGGCAAUCUAUCGUGACCCCAAAGAUGAACCGGCUAGUUCAUCGCCAUCAACGGGAAGGGGCAACAGCUUGGAGGAUUUUUGUAGCUGGCCAUUCGAAUCACUCGACGUUAUCGCCUCCUUCCCGCGUCUCAAAGUGCUGCGGUUGCAGCUAUGGAUGGAAUAUGACCGAAACACGUUCCUGCGCCCUCCCUAUCUGACGUAUACGACCGCCGGUGAACUGACGACAUAUCUGUGCCAACGAAGCGCAAAUCCGCAUGGUCUCGGCGAGGUCUUAUUGUAUGCAUAUCCAGUGGUGCGCCGACCGGGAAGCCCAGACCAAGGGGACACUGAAUUUGAGUGGCUAAACGAGAUGGGAUUCCGCGUCAUCCCUGUGCAUCAGCCCGAUGCCCAACAUGAGAUAACCUGCCUGAAGUUGGGCAAGAGAAUGAACCGGGGAUUGAAGGAAGUGGCACUCGGGCGCAGAGAGAUGACAGAGGAAGAGAUGGGGUGUCCCGAGUUUUUAAUUGCGCUGAAAGGGUCGCUACAUAUGCAUGACGCAUAUCGAUUAGGUCUUUUGGAGAGGCCCAUGGCAUUUGUGAGCGAUGAUUUCUGGACACAGUACGCGACGUUUGUCUAA
Thermochaetoides thermophila DSM 1495 is the source of this 2136-nucleotide messenger RNA. RefSeq lists its product as uncharacterized. Bases 1 to 2136 code for a protein of 711 amino acids. Lineage: Eukaryota; Fungi; Ascomycota; Sordariomycetes; Sordariales; Chaetomiaceae. The record is from RefSeq and is a predicted model, not a curated record. The transcript has a single exon.